Priapulus caudatus is the source of this 913-nucleotide messenger RNA. RefSeq lists its product as uncharacterized. The coding region runs from base 293 to 913 and encodes 206 amino acids. The transcript is spliced from 9 exons. The record is from RefSeq and is a predicted model, not a curated record. Lineage: Eukaryota; Metazoa; Priapulida; Priapulimorpha; Priapulimorphida; Priapulidae.
GGCUGGUACGAUCGUCUCCCCUGCUGACGCAACUCAUUUCUAAAGAGAGCAUUGCACCUCCGAAUUUGCAUCGUGCAACAGGACAACUACACUACUGACUGAAAUUCGUUGACUGCAGAAGUUGGCAGAGGACAACUACAGGAUAGAAAACGUGUACCCAGGGCCAUGCAGAGUGAGAGGCAUAUGGUUGGUCCUGAGAAUGUACGUGUAAAGGUGGUGACACAUGGUUGACUCCAGAGCUGUAUUAUACCAGAGGACAAAGUGUGAGUGGAAAAGUACAUAUUGUUAGAAGAUGGAGCACCCCAUAGAGGAGACAGGUGCAUAUCGAUUGCUGAGUUGUUUGUACAACGUGAAAACUAUCGAGCAAUACUUGGUUUCCAUUGAUCCAACACUGACAAAAGAAUACCUUCAGAGUGAGGUGUCUAAUCAUGAGUAUCUGGAGAUGAUCAAACAUGGUCUUGUUGGAAGUGUAACUAACUUGGAAUGCCAAGUGCAAGAUAAAUCUGUUCGGUUUACUUUAGCAGAGGUUGCAGCCCAAGUUGUCGAGGAAUAUCUAUCAACGAAUAACCCAGAAAAAGAUUCUAGGCCUACAGUCAUUACUGGGCUACGUCAUUGUAGCGAUAGAGAGAGCUUCACAUACGAAUUCUCUCUGCAAAGUCUAUUGCCUUUUGUUGAGUAUGUGUCAUCAAUGCAAACAACAUUUCUUGUGCUCAUCACCAGCAGAAGCAUGCAGAUUCUGCAUGAAAAAAUUGGGGACGACCUCACAAUGAAGUUACUAAAGCAGCCUGUUCUUCCUGCCAAGGUAUACAGAAGAGCUAAACAGGCAAACUGCAUCUGCAUUCCUGAGAAUUGCAUAAAAUUAAACAUGAAAAUGCUUACUGGAACUGGAUACGCUAUCAUGCUCGACACGUAG